Molecule: messenger RNA, 1382 nt
Organism: Quercus lobata
Lineage: Eukaryota; Viridiplantae; Streptophyta; Magnoliopsida; Fagales; Fagaceae
Product: peroxidase 59-like
Exons: 4
Coding region: 1-987 (328 amino acids)
Biological process (GO): hydrogen peroxide catabolic process; response to oxidative stress
Molecular function (GO): peroxidase activity; heme binding
Source: RefSeq, a predicted model, not a curated record
AUGACAAUGUCUAACAGCUUUUAUGGUUACUCUUUGAUUGUGACUUUCUUUAUGCAGUUACUUCAUGCGUGGUCUCAACUGACCCCAAAUUUUUAUGAUAAAACAUGUCCUAAUCUUCAAAAUAUUGUGAGAAAUGAGGUGCAAAAAGCUUUCAACGAGGAAAAUCGUAUGGCUGCCUCUUUGCUUCGGCUUCACUUUCAUGACUGCUUUGUAAAUGGCUGUGAUGGAUCAGUAUUGUUAGAUGUAAGUGGUGGGGAGAAAUUUGCCCUUUCCAACUUAAACUCAGUUAGAGGAUUUGAAGUUGUAGAUCGUAUCAAAAGUACUGUGGAGAGUGCAUGUCCUGGUGUUGUAUCUUGUGCUGAUAUACUAGCUCUAGUUGCUCGAGAUUCCGUGGUCAUUAGUAGAGGGAAAUCAUGGACUGUUUUGUUGGGCAGAAGAGAUGGAAAUGUGUCAAUAAGCAUAAAUGGAACAGAUGCCGCACUUCCUUCUGCAUUUGACACAUUGGAUGCAAUCAUUUCCAAGUUCAAAAGAGUAGGCCUCGAUGAAAAAGAUGUGGUAUCCUUAUCAGGUUCUCAUACAAUUGGACUAGCUAGGUGUGCUGCCUUCAGCAAUAGGUUGUUCAACUACUCAGGAACUGGCCUUCCAGACAGAUCCAUGGAUAGAAAUCUGUUGUCUCAGUUGCAAAAAUUGUGCAAGGAUGGUGACCAAAACCAGACAACACUCCUGGAUCAAUACCCCGGAGGGGGUUACGUUAAUAUUUUUGGCAACAAUUACUUUCAGAACUUGCUCAACGGAAAGAGCGUUCUUAGUUCCGACCAAGCUUUAUUAUCUAGUUCUAAAACUAGUUAUUGGGUCAAAAUUUAUAACGAUGAUAAUGAUCGUUUCCUAAACGACUUUGCUGAUGCCAUGAUCAGGAUGGGGAACAUAAGUCCGUCAAGUGGUUCCUAUGGACAGAUUCGGAAGAACUGCAGCAGAGUGAAUCGAUAAAUUGUGCUCAACUCAGUAAAAUUUGAUGACAAUAUAUACAAUAUAAUCUGUUUCUCUAUGUAUGGUCAGCGUUCUCAUGAAUCAUUAUGGCUUAUUUUAAGUUUCUAUAUAGUGCUAUUAGUGUGGCUUUGCUUCUGUUAGCAUUAGUAGAAAUAAGUUUGCGACUUGUAAUGUAAAGUAUAAUAUAUGGAGACAAGGAAUUCUCCAUUGGUUUUAUGGGAACAAAUGUCAGAUCUGUUGAGUAACCAUGCUUUAAUUUUGUUAAAACUUAGUUAUCAUUGUGAUUCAAAGUCAGUCCUUGUAAUUAUCAGUUCAAAUAUCUACUUUUGCAAACCACCAAAGCAUUUCAUAUAUUUUGAUUAUUGGUUAGAUAUUCUAAAAUUUGAAUCCAUGGA